AUGGCUGUAGGAAACAACACUCAACGAAGUUAUUCCAUCAUCCCGUGUUUUAUAUUUGUUGAGCUUGUCAUCAUGGCUGGGACAGUGCUGCUUGCCUACUACUUCGAAUGCACUGACACUUUUCAGGUGCAUAUCCAAGGAUUCUUCUGUCAGGACGGAGACUUAAUGAAGCCUUACCCGGGGACAGAGGAAGAAAGCUUCGUCACCCCUCUGGUGCUCUACUGUGUGCUGGCUGCCACCCCAACUGCUAUUAUUUUUAUUGGUGAGAUAUCCAUGUAUUUCAUAAAGUCAACCAGAGAAUCUCUGAUUGCCCAGGAGAAAACAAUUCUGACCGGAGAAUGCUGUUACCUGAACCCCUUACUCCGAAGGAUCAUAAGAUUCAUAGGGGUAUUUGCUUUUGGGCUUUUUGCUACUGACAUUUUUGUAAACGCCGGACAAGUGGUCACGGGGCACCUGACGCCGUACUUCCUGACGGUGUGCAAGCCCAACUACACCAGCGCAGACUGCCGGGUGCACCACCAGUUCAUCAACAACGGGAACGUCUGUACUGGGGACCUGGAGGUGAUAGAGAAGGCUAGGAGGUCCUUUCCCUCCAAACAUGCUGCUCUGAGCAUUUACUCCGCCUUAUAUGCCACGAUGUACAUCACAAGCACAAUCAAGACGAAAAGCAGUCGACUGGCCAAGCCGGUGCUGUGCCUCGGGACCCUCUGCACAGCCUUCCUGAUGGGCCUCAACCGGGUCUCUGAGUAUCGGAACCACUGCUCGGAUGUGAUUGCGGGCUUCAUCCUGGGCACUGCUGUAGCCCUGUUUCUGGGAAUGUGUGUGGUCCAUAACUUUAAAGGAACACAAGGAUCUCCUUCCAAACCCAAACCCGAGGACCCCCGUGGAGUACCCCUAAUGGCUUUCCCAAGGAUAGAAAGCCCUCUGGAAACCUUAAGUGCACAGAAUCACUCUGCCUCUAUGACCGAAGUUACCUGA
Molecule: messenger RNA, 978 nt
Organism: Mesoplodon densirostris (Blainville's beaked whale)
Lineage: Eukaryota; Metazoa; Chordata; Mammalia; Artiodactyla; Ziphiidae
Gene: PLPPR1
Product: phospholipid phosphatase related 1
Exons: 7
Coding region: 1-978 (325 amino acids)
Biological process (GO): signal transduction; phospholipid metabolic process; phospholipid dephosphorylation
Molecular function (GO): phosphatidate phosphatase activity
Source: RefSeq, a predicted model, not a curated record